Molecule: messenger RNA, 5437 nt
Organism: Cydia strobilella
Lineage: Eukaryota; Metazoa; Arthropoda; Insecta; Lepidoptera; Tortricidae
Product: SET domain-containing protein SmydA-8-like
Exons: 3
Coding region: 347-1840 (497 amino acids)
Molecular function (GO): protein binding
Source: RefSeq, a predicted model, not a curated record
UCCGUGGCGCGCUCAGGUAACCGGUCGAUUUACGAAUUUAUCGAACUAGGGCCUUAGCCUUAGUACUGGUCGGUCUAAUUGAUUCAUAUUAAAAUCUAUUGUUAUAUUUAUCACUUGGCAAUCUCUGUGACGGCAGGCUUGCUGGUAUCUGUACACAUGUCACGCAGCAGUUGUUGGUGAAGUCAGUAGGGAUUAAUUGAUAGAUGAAAUUAAUAUUGCAUUGGUUUUUUGGCAGUGAUGAUAAUGAUUUGAUUACUUUACACUUAAUAUAAUAAAACUGGUGGAUGUUUAUUCGCAUUGAACGCGCAGUGCAGUGCUGACAUCGAGCGAGGCGAGUCACGGCAGGAUGUUGUCAUUGGAUCAAUUGUCGCAAAUGGUAAAGGAACACUUGGGACUCUACAGCUCCGUCGACGGAGUUCUACAUUCCAGCAAAUGGGAAGUCCGUGAAUCGUCAAUUGGAGGCCGUGGGCUUAUCGCAACGGAAGACAUAUUACCGGGGGAAGUCCUCUUCGUGGAUCACCCUCUCAUCAGCGGGCCCCGGGCUGCAUCUAUAGAACAAGGCGGAUGUACAGCAUGUUAUAAAAACGACACAGAUAAUGUGUUUAAGUGUUUAAAAUGCGGAUUGUUGUUGUGUUCAGAACAGUGUCAAAAUAUUGACGUGCAUUUUAUUGACUGCAAUAUUAUCUCACGCUGGGAGAAAAAAGUGCCUGUUGAAGAGUUCAGCGAUAAGACUGUAUCACGCGCACUCACUGCCAUUCGUGUGUUAUUACUUAGCGAGGAUCAAAAACGAUUACUAUCUGCCCUCCAAGCUCACAUGUUACCACAACACGGAACUGAGAUUAGAGAGCUAAAGCAAUACUUUGAAAUACCAGAAUCCGAAGAAGAUCUAAUGAGACUUGCGUGUUGCGUACUCGAUGCAAACGCGUAUCAAAUUGCAAUCGCAUACGGAAAGAAGGAAAUGAGCAGGAGAGGGCUAUAUCCCGUUGCCAGUUUGAUGAAUCAUAACUGUGUACCAAACACGAGGCACAGUUACAACAGCGAUGCUCAAAUGACAGUCAAAGCAAUUAAACAUAUACGAGCGGGAUGUGAGAUAUUUACGUGUUACUCUGGAUUUUUAUGGGGUACGCCUUCCCGACAAACUCAACUUUAUAAAACCAAACAUUUCCUAUGUAAAUGUGACCGUUGUGCGGACCCCACUGAGAGAGGAACUCUCCUAGCUGCUCUCAAGUGCUUUGUGACCGAAUGUCCUGGUAGUAUAUUACCUAUUCAGCCAUUGCGUAUGGCCAGUGCGUGGCAGUGCCUUGAAUGUGGGUUGAGAGUACCUAGGAAGAAUGUCGGAGCCGUGCAGAGUGCUAUUGGCAGCUUGCUCGGGUCAAUAGACUUCGGAGACGUGGACCAUUUGGAAAACUAUCUCGCUAACCGGAUCACUAAAUACAUUCCAAAAACGAACCAAGUGGUAGUCGAUCUACAGUGCCGGAUUAUUUGGGAGUUUGGAGAAGCUGAAGGACUCCGUUAUCAUGAGCUGUCGGAAUCCCGGCUGUCACUGAAGGAGACGCUGUGUCGCGGCACGCUGCGCACGGUGGCGGCGCUGGGCGCGGGCGACGCGCACCUCCGCGGCCUGCUGCUCUACCACCUGCACGCCGCGCUGGCCGAGCGCGCGCGCCGCUCACCAGACCUGUUUGAGGAGUUGAAGCCAGAAAUCGAAAGUACAAUUGAGCAGGCCUACAGCAUUUUGCAAGGCGACGUGUCCGCGCCGCCCGACCUCGAGCUGCGGCGCCGCUACCUCGGCCCCGGCUGCGACAAACCCCAAGAAGAGCGGUUUUUUAUCCUGGACAGUUAAUUUCACUCAUAAUCGAAAACCAAAAAGUGUCCCAAAAAUAAAUUUGUACUUGCAAACACUGUUAAUACCAAUAGAUAUAUUUACGCUUAUUUGAAGAACACUGUUGACACCAAAGUCCUAUUAAUUCAUUAUUUAUUAUUAUUAUUAUUAAGUAGCAAUUUGAAUCCUUUAGUAAAAAAUAAAUAAACGAUUAUAUAGUCUAGCGACUGAGACUUAUCAGAAGGAACUCAAAUCCUCUAGACUUAAUUUUGAGACUUGUUUUGUAGAAUAAGUUAAAUAUUUUUAGCUAUCUAUCUAUGAUUUUAGAACCUAGUAAAAUACGAAAUAAUCAAUGUGAUUAUUAAUUAAAACAUAAUAGCAGUCGAUCGGUGGCGUUUUACCUGACAUGCAUCGCAGGGUGGUAAGUAUAGCACGGCUAAGUGGAAUAAUAUCCGAUAAUUUAUAUUUAUAUUUUGUCAUUAUUUUGUACACACUAAGUACCUACCAAAGUAUACAGGAUGGUUUUGUUCGUCAUAUUUUGUAAAUACAUAUGCACAUAUCGAUGUGGAAGCAUGUCAGUAGGUAUCUACAUAAUGAACAAUUGAACAGCCAGUAUGGGACUGACCUUCGAAAUCCCGAAAUAAUAGUCUGUUUCUAUAUUUCUAAAACAACAUCGACAUUAUUAUUAUUUUUUUUGAGAUUUCGGGGUUGGCCUCAUAGUGAAAGUUGUUCAGUACUGUGUCCAACAUAAGUAUUUACCUUAAAAAUUAUGGCUAAACAUUUAAAAAAAAAAUAUCUUGUUAGUGUAUAGUCUUCAUCUUCUCAAAUAACUUUUUCGUCUAAGACGGUAAUCUGUUAAACAAAAGCCAUUGUCUCUUUUGUGCGAGCGGUUGGCCAUUGUGUGCCAUUGUGUGUGAGCGCCGCACGCGCCGUGCCAAUACACAGGCACACAAAGGCCGACAGCUCGCACAAAAGAGACAAUCGGUUUUUUAAUAACAAAACUUCCGUGAGACACAGACAGAAUAAUAAUUGAUUGUCCUAAUGUAUGUUACAGCUGAAACAGAAAGUGUUUUCGAAAAUGUUUUGCAUAGGUUGUGUAGAAUAGGGUAGGUUAGGUUAUUUUAUAUUUUUUCAGAAAUGUGAAUGAUGAUGAUGUGAUGAUGUGUGUUUUGUGUGUGUGUGUGUGUGUGUGUGUGUGUGUGUGUGAGUGAUGUUUGUAAAAAAAAUCUUGUUAGUGUGUAGUCUUCAUCUUCCCAAAUGACUUUUUCGUCUAAGACGGUAAUCUGUUAAACAAAAGCCAUUGUAAAAUAUAUUAAUAACGGGUCACUCUAGUAUUUUAAGUCGAAAAACGCUCGACAUGUUUCACUCCGUACCGAAAAUACCGUGUUAAAAUACGUGAGUGACCCGUUAUUAAUAUAUUUAAUAUGUCUGUGUAAGAGUCAUUUGAGAUGAUGCAGACUAUAGCUAUAUUGUAAGUGAAGAAACUAUUAAUUACUGCUAGACACGUAAGUUGCGUUUGGGCGGAUUUAUAUAUGUAUUAUUUAAUGUACUUAGGUAAAUAAAGUAAGUAAUAAACACAAUAUUAAAUAUGUAUAUACCUACACCGUGUUUUACUUAAGAGGCCGUAGUCGAUAUUGGAGCAAAAAUUUAAAAUUGAUAGAUUUAGUCGUUGAAAUUAUACACGUUUUGUUACAUAAUUAUCUAAAUAACAAGUAUUGGUUUCUAUUAGCACGUCUUCUCAUCUUGCCUUUUAAUAAUGAGGUCGCGAGCGUGCGUCACCGGUAAUAUAUGAAAAGAAGGGGGGCAGUUUUAAAAAAUUCAUCAAAAAUUUAUGGUGGUAAAUUAUACAAAUUGAUGUAUAAGAAUAGUUUCAGCAAAUGAUGUAGAUUGUUUAAGUAUAGGUAUAAAAAUUACGUUGAAAUUAAGUCGAUUUUCAGAGAAAUUGUCACUUGUUUUGAAGUAAUUUCUGGAGAACAUUGAUUUCGUCUAACUUUCAUUUACACUACUUCAAAGUCAUAAUAAUAAAAAUGUAGUCUGAUAAACGGCAAGUACAGGAUAUGUGUAAUUGUGUAAUACAAAAUUACCUUGUUUAGCCGUCCAAACUUUACGAUAUAAAUAUCGUAGUUUGGACGGCUAAACAAAUAAGAGCGACAAAAUCAGUGCUUUACGCGCGUUUACCUAGACGUCCAUCAGAAAAGCAAACAUUACUAAUUUAGUGAGUCUGUUUUCAAAAAAUUGAUCUGAUAAAAGGUAAGAUAAAAAGACGUGCUAAUAGAAACCAGUACUUGUUAUUUCAAUUAGGUAACAAAAGGUGUAUAAUUUCACCGACUAAAUUUAUCAAUUUUACAUUUUUGCGACUAAAAUGGACACCGGUCUCUUAAAGUAUUUUCCAGAGCAUAUGCAUUGAAGAAUCAUGAGUUUUAAGUGCUUUUGUGUCUUAUCGGAUUAAAGAACAAAAUUAAUCUUUGGACAUUAUGUUUUUGACUGUUAGUCGGGAAAUACUGGGUACCUUACCUACCGCACCAAGGUCACGCGCCGCACCCAUAAGUGAGAGCGAGAAAGAGAUGUCUCGCACCAAAGUCGCGGUGCGGUGCGGUAGCGUGUUACACAUUUAAUAGUGGGAUCGGCGAGCCAAUGUCUUAAUUUCAUUUUUGGCCACACCACGCGAUUUACAAGUUAAGGCCAGUCCAGCCGGUUACUUUUUUUUAUUUAUUUAGAGCGCUCAAAUAUCACCGUAAACGUAAAAUUGAUGAUUAAAUUGCAGAUUGACGCCGAAUUUAUUUUCUGAAUUUCCAGAGACAAUUAACCCGUCUGGACACUGCUUAGCGUAAUCCAUCUGGAUCUAGGAGGAUAUAACCAAACGGAGUAGUUAUUAACAGGCGUACCCCUCUGUCGAAAAUAGUUGGCCAAUGGUCAUACACAAUGUAUGGACUGACGUUUAUCUGACAUGGCUAUUUUGACGUUACGUAUACAUUUGACGUUACCCUCCCCCGCAAAAAUUGUCAGACUUUUUUGUACAGCAAAUUACAGACGUGGCGUCUCCGUUUGGUUAUAUCCUCCUAGAUCUGGAUCCAGGCCGCGUAGCCAACAUGCCAAUCGCUUACGCUCCGUAGCGAUCGAAACGCAACUGUCACUGUCGCACUAAUGUGGAAGAGUGAUAGAGACACAAAGGGUUUCGUUGUCGUAGCGAUUGUCACCUUGGCUAUGCCGGCAGAACAAAAAAAAACAAACGUCAAAAAAGUUGAUGUCACUGUCAAUUGUCAAAUUCCUAUUCGGAGAAAGUGAGAGAAAGUUUGUUUUGACGAAUUUUCAUGAUUUUUUUAUAUUAUCUAGUAUUUUAUUUAUAUUUUAGUUAUUUACUUAAUAGUUAAAUCAGUAUAGCUUAGAUUAUAAAAGAUAACGCUGCUACGUUAUCGCUUUCUUCAUGCUGUUGUUUUUUCUAUUACAUAUUCCAUUGUUUUCCUUAUCACAUAUUGUUGGCAAACCGUUCAGUCGCAUUGCAGGUGUAACGCCCAUUAUGGAGUCUCGUCGUCAAGCUUUACUUCUAUCUUCAUCAAAUUGCCAUGGAUAUUCCUUGCUCGAGUUUGCUAAACAAGAAAUAAGCUCAUUUUUACAGAA